Chiroxiphia lanceolata (lance-tailed manakin) is the source of this 847-nucleotide messenger RNA. RefSeq names its product ERH mRNA splicing and mitosis factor (gene ERH). NCBI's taxonomy places the organism in Eukaryota, Metazoa, Chordata, Aves, Passeriformes, Pipridae. The transcript is spliced from 4 exons. Bases 136 to 450 code for a protein of 104 amino acids. The record is from RefSeq and is a predicted model, not a curated record.
GCGCGAGCGGCGCUCUGGCGCGGGCGGCUCUAUGGUGGCGGCCGUUGGCGCGACGGCGCUUCCGGCGGGCGCGGGGGCCUGUGGGGGAUCGCCGCGCGCCACUUCUGCCUGGCAGUGCGAGGGAGCGGAGCCGCCAUGUCUCACACAAUUCUACUUGUCCAGCCUACCAAGAGACCAGAAGGCAGAACAUACGCUGAUUAUGAAUCGGUGAAUGAGUGCAUGGAAGGAGUCUGUAAAAUGUAUGAAGAGCAUCUGAAGAGAAUGAAUCCCAACAGUCCAUCCAUUACAUAUGAUAUCAGCCAAUUGUUUGACUUCAUUGAUGACUUGGCAGACCUCAGCUGUCUUGUUUACCGUGCUGACACUCAGACAUACCAACCGUACAAUAAAGACUGGAUAAAGGAGAAGAUCUACGUCCUCCUUCGCAGGCAGGCCCAGCAAGCAAGCAAAUAAUGGGGGCACCAUCAUCACAUGGGUUUGGGGGAGGGCUUGGACAACAGGUGUGUACAGAGUGUAGUAGUGAACGUUUUGUAUUAUAGUCAUCCUGUUGCCAUCUUGAUAAACUCUUUAGUCAGGACUGAAUGUAUUGUUAGAGAUACAAGGAUUUUGUUGGAUUUGUCUUUUUUUUUCAGUGUAAAUGGAGAAGAAAGUACAACAUCUUCUGCGGAGAUUUAAUUUGGGUUUUUUCCUCCAGUUAGCUAAUGGUCCUACUUUAUUUGAACCCUUGGGGCUGUUCACAUUGUACUUCACCACAUUUGCUGUAUGUGCCCUUCUGUGGGCUUUCCAACAUUUGGUUACAUCCUUGAGAUGGUCCUAAUGGGAAAUAAAACUACCCUUUGGUUAAAUUUGA